UGUGUGUAGCCAUGUAUGAACCUCUCUUCAAUAACAAGUUCACAAAUGCACUUUUCUUCUACUUCUGCAUGCUACUUUUGCUUCUCUUUUCCCCAUUUCUUUUCAUUUGGGAGCUCAUCAACACCCUCCGAUCAUGUUUCCGGCCUACGGAAAACAUGGCCGGAAAAGUCGUUUUGAUCACCGGUGCUUCGUCCGGACUUGGAGAGCACAUGACCUAUGAAUAUGCAAAAAGAGGUGCAUGUAUAGCUCUAAUUGCGAUAAAAGAACCAGAGUCUAGACUCGAGAAAGUGGCAGAAAGAGCUCGUGAACUCGGCUCUCCGGAUGUCCUUUUUGAGUUCGCUGAUGUAUCGAAUGUUGAUGAGUGUCGGAUGUUUGUUGAUGACACCAUUAAGCAUUUUGGUCAAUUGGAUCAUCUUGUUUGUAACGCGGGAAUCGGACCCUUGUAUUCGAUGAAGAUUGACGUCACCAAAUUCAUACCUGUUAUGGACAUAAACUUUUGGGGAUCGAUUUAUCCGACUCAUUUCGCGAUCCCGCACCUCCAGAAAACCAAAGGCAAGAUCAUCGUCAAUGCCUCAUCGGCCGGAGUGUUGCACCCACCGCGAGGCGGCUUCUACAACGCAAGUAAAGCAGCACUGAUCGGCUUCUAUGAGUCCCUUAGGUUCGAAGUUUCUCCAACAAUAACGAUCACAAUCUUGACACUCGGGUUCAUACAAACAAACAUCACAACAGCCAAGUAUUCAACCACUGGGGUUGGUGUUCAUCUAAAAAGAGAUCUCGCAGAUGUAUCCCCGUCAAUGGGGGUGGAGCCAUGUGCCAAAGCCAUCGUCGACGGAGUAUGCAAAGGUGCAACCUCCAUUACACAACCAAGGAUCAUCAAGUCUCUCUUCUUCAUCAAGUUCUUGUUCCCAAAACUACACCAUUUCUAUUCCAAGACAUGGGCAGACCUAGUUAAGUGACAUGAGUGGCACGUGCCACCUUAUCGUUUCUCCGCCGAAGGGUAAAAAAAUUAGGUUUCGUG
Messenger RNA from Cynara cardunculus var. scolymus (artichoke), 1018 nucleotides. Its product is annotated as 11-beta-hydroxysteroid dehydrogenase-like 4A. NCBI's taxonomy places the organism in Eukaryota, Viridiplantae, Streptophyta, Magnoliopsida, Asterales, Asteraceae. Bases 12 to 956 code for a protein of 314 amino acids. The transcript is spliced from 6 exons. Gene Ontology annotation, molecular function: oxidoreductase activity. The record is from RefSeq and is a predicted model, not a curated record.